AUGGAGCAAGUUAAAUGUAUGCUUUUCCUUUUUCUCUUUUUUUUCCAGUUACCUCCCGUGGUUUGAAGUCUUUUAUAAGCUGCUCAAUGUCUUGGCAGAUUAUUCAGCAAAAGGACAGGAUAGUCAAAGGAGUGAGCUCCUAGAAACAUUUCAUAAACUCACCAUCCCUGAGCCAGGAACCUCUGUUCAUCUUGGAGUGCACUCUUACUUUACUGUGCCUGACACCAGAGAGCUUCCCAGUAUACCUGAAAAUAGGAACCUGACGGAGUACUUUGUGGCAGUGGAUGUGAACAACAUGCUGCACCUCUACGCCAGCAUGCUGUACGAGCGCCGCAUCCUCAUCUGCUGCAGCAAGCUGAGCACUUUAACUGCCUGCAUCCAUGGCUCUGCAGCCAUGCUCUACCCGAUGUUCUGGCAGCACGUUUACAUCCCUGUUCUGCCCCCACAUCUGCUGGACUACUGUUGUGCCCCCAUGCCCUACCUCAUCGGGAUACACUUAAGUCUGAUGGAGAAAGUCCGAAGCAUGGCCCUGGAGGACGUGGUGAUUCUGAACGUGGACACCAACACGCUGGAAACGCCUUUCGAUGACCUUCAGAGCCUCCCCAAUGACGUGGUUUCUGCACUGAAGAACAGAUUGAAGAAAGUCUCUACAACCACUGGAGAUGGUGUGGCAAGAGCGUUUCUAAAAGCGCAAGCAGCUUUCUUCGGGAGCUACAGAAACGCCCUGAAAAUUGAACCUGGGGAGCCCAUCACGUUCUGUGAGGAGGCGUUCGUGUCGCACCGCUCGGCUGUCAUGAGGCAGUUCCUCCAGAACGCCAUCCAGCUCCAGCUCUUCAAGCAGUUCAUUGACGGGCGUCUGGACCUGCUGAACUCCGGGGAGGGCUUCAGUGACGUGUUCGAGGAGGAGAUCAACGCAGGCGAAUACGCAGGCAGCGACAAACUGUACCACCAGUGGCUCUCCACAGUGAGGAAAGGAAGUGGGGCCAUUUUAAACACAGUAAAGACCAAGGCCAACCCUGCCAUGAAGACUGUCUAUAAGUUUGCAAAAGAUCAUGCGAAAAUGGGAAUAAAGGAAGUGAAAAACCGCUUGAAGCAAAAGGACAUUGCUGAGAACGGGUGCUCGGCCGUGCCGGAGGAGCCCCUGCCCAGGACAGCUCCGUCACCACUGGGGGAGAAGAAGGACCCGAAACUAAGGGAGGACAGAAGACCAAUCACAGUACACUUCGGGCAGGUUCGCCCGCCCAGGCCUCACAUUGUCAAGAGACCCAAGAGCAACAUCGGAGUAGAGGGACGGAGGACUUCGGUUCCCAGCCCGGAACACCUGGUAAAGCCCAUGCGACACUAUACUGUCUUCCUCUCGGAGGACUCCUCUGAUGAUGACUUUCAGCAGGAAGAGGAUCCUGUCUCUGGCUUCUCUGAAAACUUUUUCUUCUCUGCUCCUUUCGAAUGGCCUCAGCCCUACCGCGCCCUGAAGGAGUCGGACAGCGCCGAUGGGGAGGACUCGGCCAGUCCCGACAGAGCGCGGGAGCCGCUGCCCGCCAGCCCCCUGCUCGCCAGCACGGCCACGGACCUCAACCUGCUGGAAGACAUCUUCCCAGGCCUGCAGGUGGAACCCCAGCCUCAGCCCCUGAGCCAAGCCAAGAGCCUGGAAGACCUGCGGGUGCCCCCGGAGGAGGACGAGCAGCGCUGCUCCUUCGAGUACCAGAGGAUGGACCUGGGGGUGUCCGAGAGGAGCAGGAUUGUGCCAACCAUGAAGCUGUCCCACCCCUACAACAAGCUGUGGAGUAUGGGCCAUGACGAUAUGGCCAUUCCCACCAAGUAUUCCCAGAGCUCGCCAGAAAGGUCCCUGAGUGCCCUGGGAAACGGGCCCCCGGUCAGCAGGAGACCCCGGAGCAGGGACAGUGGUCUGGCUCCCGCAGAGAAGGAUGAACUCAACCCUGCCCUCCAAGGGAACAUCACCAUUCCCAGGCCACAGGGCAGGAAGACUCCGGAACUGGGGAUAGUGCCGCCACCACCACCAGCACCCAGGGCUUCCAAGCACCAGGCUGCAGCGGGGUCAGUGGAGAUCCUCCCCGCUCCUGGGCGGGUGUCUGAUCUCAUCCCAGAGCCCUUUGGAGCAGGGCACGUGUCCUUGGAGCCUGAAAUCCAGCAGGCUGGGAAUUACUGCCCUCACCCAUCUCAGCUGCUGUCCAGCGCUGCCAGCACCGCUGAGGUGCUGCAGCCUGUCAAGGUGAAGACAGAAGGUGCAGGUAAUGACAGUGACUUCCUUCUGGACCUGCUGGACCCGCUGAGAACGGCGGGCUGGGAGAGCCAGGCCCCACAGCGAGGGCCCCCCAGCCUGCCCAGCUCGGCCCCCCCGCCACCCACGGCUGCCUUUGGCCUGGGGGGGAGUGACUUUGUGCCUCCUGCAGCUGCACCAUUUGUCCAGCCCCUGGGCUACCCCUCCCCAGCUCCACCACCUUUUCUACAGCCAUCCCCUAAUCCCUUCACCCAGACACUGCCAGGAGCCCUCCCAGUGUCCCUGGUCAGACCCCCGAGGGGCUCCUUCACCCCCUCCUUAGGUCACGCCUACAGCUCCAGCUUCAUAACACCCGGUGGCUUCUACCCACCACGGAGACCUCAGCCCAACCUGUCAACUCUGUCCAUGCCAAACCUGUUCAGCCAGGCUCCAGCUGUGCCAGCAGCUGGCUCCUUGCUCCUGCAGAGCCCCUCUGCCUCCAGCUCCCUGCAGGCAGCGUGUCCCAGUGGGCCCUCCAAGCCCCCAACGUUACAGGUGGGCCAGUCCAGCACAAAGGUAGAUCCCAGACAGGCUCUGGCUCUCCUGGCCAGUGAACGCCCCCUGCUCCCUGCCAGGCCAGCCAAGGGCCUGGAGUCAGUGUUACUGUCCUCAAAGGCUGAGGAGACAAAAGAUCCAUUUGAAGAUCUGUUACAAAAGACCAAGCAGGACGUGUCACCCACGCCAGGUAAGGUGGAACAGCUCAGAAAGAGAUGGGAAACCUUUGAGUGACACUCGCUGGCCUUGGUGUCCCUUUGGAAGUGACAGAGGGGGUUUUUGGUUUUUUUGAGCCAGCAUAAAACCAAGCAUUUCUUUUACAGAAGGCUGAGCCAGGACAGCUGCAGGACCAUCACUGAGCUGCACUCCCACACGAGGGGGUUUGCCCAGAGUCCCCUCUUGUCCCGGUCCCUGCCUUGGCUCCCUCCCUCCCCCCCCAAACCCCGGGAUUCCUGCACUGACCAAAGCUGAGGGGAGGGGGCUGGGUUGGGUUUUCCACACACAGCUUUCCAGGCAGUACCACUGAUGCAGAGUUACUCCUUCCCUGUAUUUUCAGUCCUUGGCACACGGCACACACUGCUGGGGCUCAGUCC
Molecule: messenger RNA, 3366 nt
Organism: Empidonax traillii (willow flycatcher)
Lineage: Eukaryota; Metazoa; Chordata; Aves; Passeriformes; Tyrannidae
Gene: DENND1A
Product: DENN domain containing 1A
Exons: 18
Biological process (GO): endocytosis; endocytic recycling
Cellular component (GO): clathrin-coated vesicle; cytosol
Molecular function (GO): phosphatidylinositol phosphate binding; guanyl-nucleotide exchange factor activity
Source: RefSeq, a predicted model, not a curated record